Messenger RNA from Aegilops tauschii subsp. strangulata, 2073 nucleotides. RefSeq names its product protein NRT1/ PTR FAMILY 8.2-like. Gene Ontology annotation, biological process: transmembrane transport; oligopeptide transport. NCBI's taxonomy places the organism in Eukaryota, Viridiplantae, Streptophyta, Magnoliopsida, Poales, Poaceae. The record is from RefSeq and is a predicted model, not a curated record. Gene Ontology annotation, cellular component: membrane. Gene Ontology annotation, molecular function: transmembrane transporter activity.
AUGGCUCUACGGCCACAGGAGACGUGGCAGAUUGACAACGUUUAUGUGCUGAAAAAAGGAACCUAUUUAUCACGUGAAUUACCAAGCGCCUCCGUAUCAGUAAUACAUGUUUUUUUUUUGCAUGGCCAGGUAAUACACGCUUGUCGUGGAGGCUCGGGCCCAAGAGGAGUUGACGUUGGAUACGUGCAGAAUCAAAUUCAGACUCCGAUACGUGUGGAUCUUGGAAUACCUGCUGCGACUUACCCUAUAUCUAUCUAUCUACCACGUACAGUAUAUCCCUCGACAACAAAACAAAAGCUCGCAUUAUUGGAUCCCCCGGCCGGCGAGAUGGCGGCGGGUGCGACGACGAUGGAUGGGACCGUGAAUCUCUCCGGCGAGCCGGCGGUGAGGGGCAAGACGGGGGGUUGGAGGGCGUGCCCCUUCAUCCUGGCCAACGAGUGCUGCGAGCGCCUCGCCUACUACGGCAUGAGCUCCAAUCUGGUCAACUACAUGAUCGACCGCCUCCACCAGGGCAACGCCGCCGCCGCCACCAACGUCAACAACUGGUCCGGCACCUGCUACGUCAUGCCCCUCCUCGGCGCCUUCAUCGCCGACGCCUACCUCGGCCGCUUCCGCACCAUCGCCGCCUUCAUGUCCCUCUACAUCGCCGGCCUCGCCCUCCUCACCCUCACCGCCACCGUGCCCGGCCUCCGCCCGCCCGACUGCGCCGGCUGCAAGCCCGCCGCCGGCCAGACCGCCGCCUUCUUCACCGCGCUCUACCUCAUCGCCGUCGGCACCGGCGGCAUCAAGCCCUGCGUCUCCUCCUUCGGCGCCGACCAGUUCGACGACGCCGACCCGCGCGAGAUGCGCAGCAAGAGCUCCUUCUUCAACUGGUUCUACAUGUCCAUCAACGUCGGCGCCCUCGUCGCCUCCUCGGUGCUCGUCUGGGUCCAGAUGAACGUCGGCUGGGGCUGGGGAUUCGGCAUCCCCGCCGCCGCCAUGGCCGUCGCCGUCGUCAGCUUCCUCAUGGGGAGCAGGCUCUACAGGUACCAGAAGCCCGGGGGCAGCCCGCUCACCAGGAUGCUGCAGGUCGUGGUCGCCGCCUGCAGGAAGUCGCACGUUCCUCUCCCCGCCGACCCCUCCCUGCUGCACGAGGUGGCGUCGCCGGACGGCAAGGCCGCCAUCGAGGGCAGCAGGAGGCUGGAGCACACGGAGCAGCUGAGGUGCCUGGACAAGGCCGCCGUGGUGACGACGCCCGGCGGCGCUGAAGAAGAGGACGAGGGCCCGUGGAGGCUGUGCACGGUGACGCAGGUGGAGGAGCUCAAGAGCAUGGUGCGGCUGCUGCCGGUGUGGGCGAGCGGCAUCGUCAUGUCGGCGGUGUACAGCCAGAUGAGCACCAUGUUCGUGCUCCAGGGCAACACCCUCGACCCGCGCAUGGGCGCCUCCUUCAAGAUCCCCGCCGCCUCGCUCUCCAUCUUCGACACCAUCGCCGUCAUCGUCUGGGCGCUGGCCUACGACCGGCUCAUCGUGCCCGCCGCGCGCCGGAUCACGGGCCACCCGCGCGGCUUCACGCAGCUCCAGCGCAUGGGCAUCGGCCUGGUGAUAUCCAUCUUCUCCAUGGUGGCCGCCGGGGUGCUGGAAGUUGUCAGGCUCCACGUCGCCGCCACACACGGCAUGCUGGACUCCAAGGAGUACCUGCCCAUGUCCAUCUUCUGGCAGGUGCCGCAGUACUUCAUCGUGGGGGCGGCGGAGGUGUUCACGUUCGUGGGGCAGAUCGAGUUCUUCUACGACCAGUCGCCGGACGCCAUGAGGAGCAUGGGGUCGGCGCUGUCGCUCACGUCCAACGCGCUGGGCAACUACCUGAGCACGCUGCUGGUGGUGAUCGUGACGGCCAUCUCGACGAGGAACGGCGGCCUCGGGUGGAUCCCGGAUGACAACCUCAACCGGGGGCACCUCGACUACUUCUACUGGGUGCUGGCCGUGCUCAGCGCCCUCAACUUCAUCGUCUACCUCUGGAUAGCAAAGUGGUACAAGUACAAGGCCACAGCACCUCCUGCAGCAGCUUCAGUCGUUGCCAUCGACGACACCAAUUAG